UUGUGCUCCUGGCUCUCUGAGGGGCAGCAUCUCUGGGACUACCGCGCACGGGACGGGGCUGGGAUACUUUGGAAGGCGCCCGGAGCUCGGUUCGCACUUGAGGGCGCCCAGCAUGGCGCUGCAGAGAUGGUCCACACGGUGGAAAACGAAAAGGUGGCUCCGGGACUCCACUGUCACCACACUCAUCACUUUUACUCUCCUGCUCCAGGCGGCAGAGGUCAGAGGAGCUGAAUCAGUCGAUGUGUUAAAAGCAUUAGAAUUUCACAAAUCACCUGAAGGGAUAUCAAGAACAGCAGGAUUUUGUACAAACAGAAGAGAUUCAAAGGGGUCAGAUGUUGCAUAUAGAGUUUCAAAACAAGCUCAGCUCAGUGCCCCAACAAAGCAACUGUAUCCAGGUGGAAACUUUCCUGAAGACUUUUCUAUAUUAAUUACAGUCAAACCUAAAAAGGGAAUCCAGUCCUUCCUUUUAUCUAUCUACAAUGAACAGGGUAUUCAGCAAAUAGGUGUGGAAGUUGGUAGAUCCCCUGUCUUCCUGUUUGAAGAUCAGUAUGGAAAACCUGCCCCAGAAGAUUAUCCUCUUUUUAGGACAGUCAACAUUGCUGAUGGAAAGUGGCAUCGAGUAGCUAUCAGUGUGGAUAAGAAAAGUGUUACCAUGAUAGUUGACUGUAAGAAGAAAACCACAAAGCCACUCGACAGGAGUGACAGAGCAAUUGUUGACUCCAAUGGCAUCACUGUCUUUGGAACCAGGAUUCUGGAUGAAGAAGUUUUUGAGGGUGAUAUCCAGCAGCUGUUGAUUGUAGCUGAUCCCAGAGCAGCAUAUGACUAUUGUGAGCACUAUAGCCCAGAUUGUGAUUCCCCUGUGCCCAAUGCUGCUCAAGCUCAAGAACCUCAGGUUGAUGAGUACGCAACUGAAGAUUUAUUCGAAUAUGACUAUGAAUAUGGGGAAGCAGAUUAUAAAGAGCCUGAAACGGUAACAGAGGGAACCCCACUAUUCAUGGAGACAAUAGCACAAACAGAGAAAAAGAAAGCCAAAGCCAAAAAGAAGAAGAGGACAGUGGCCGCUAAAUCAAAGGACAAACCCACAAAGGUUACAACAAAAAAAUCUGAACAUUUUGCAUCCAAGAAGAAGAAAAGUUACCAGGCAGCAGCAAAAGGCAAACUAGGGGCCAAUAUUGUUGAUGAAUUUCAAGAAGAAUAUAGCGUGACUGAAAUUGACUAUGGGAUUUCCCAGACUGCAGCUCCCAGGCAAACAACUGAAGCUAAUGAGGUGACUGGACAUGGCGCUUAUGGAGAAAAAGGACAGAAGGGAGAACCAGCUGUUGUUGAACCUGGGAUGCUUGUUGAAGGGCCAGUGGGACCAGCAGGACCUCCUGGUCUCACAGGUCCCCCAGGUUUACAAGGUCCCACUGGUCCCCCGGGUGACUCUGGUGAGAGGGGACCAGCAGGGCGUCCUGGGCUUCCAGGUGCUGAUGGUUUACCUGGUCCACCAGGUACCAUGUUAAUGUUGCCGUUCCGCUUUGGUGGAGAUGGUGAGAAGGGCCCAACAAUCUCAGCUCAAGAAGCUCAAGCGCAAGCUAUUCUUCAACAGGCUAGGAUCGCUAUGAGAGGACCACCUGGCCCCAUGGGACUCACUGGAAGACCAGGUCCUGUGGGUGGACAUGGUUCACCAGGUGUUAAGGGAGAAAGUGGCGACCCUGGUCCCCAGGGUCCUCGAGGUAUUCAAGGACCCAUUGGUCUAACUGGGAAACCUGGCAAAAGAGGUCGCCCAGGAGCUGAUGGUGCUAGAGGAAUGCCAGGAGAACCUGGUGCAAAGGGUGACAGAGGGUUUGAUGGUCUUCCUGGUCUACCUGGCGAUAAAGGUCAUAGGGGAGAUCGUGGCCCACAAGGACCUCCUGGUGCACCCGGUGAAGAUGGAGCAAGGGGAGAAGAUGGAGAGGUUGGACCCAGAGGUCUCCCAGGUGAAGCUGGUCCAAGAGGACUACUAGGCCCCCGGGGCACACCUGGUCCCCCAGGACAACCUGGUAUUGCAGGUGUUGAUGGUCCCCCAGGUCCAAAAGGAAACUUGGGUCCUCAAGGAGAACCAGGCCCUCCCGGUCAACAAGGAAUCCCAGGUCCACAAGGGCUUCCUGGUCCACAAGGUCCUAUUGGAGCUCCUGGUGAAAAAGGACCACAGGGCAAGCCUGGCCUUCCUGGACUUGCUGGUUCUGAUGGGCCUCCUGGUCACCCUGGCAAAGAGGGUCAGUCUGGAGAGAAAGGUGCUUUGGGGCCUCCAGGUCCUCAGGGUCCAAUUGGCUAUCCUGGUCCUCGUGGUGUAAAGGGAGCUGAUGGUGUCCGUGGCCUCAAGGGCUCCAAAGGUGAAAAGGGUGAAGAUGGUUUCCCAGGAUUUAAAGGCGACAUGGGCCUUAAAGGUGACAGAGGUGAAGUUGGCCCACUGGGCCCACGAGGAGAAGAUGGCCCUGAAGGUCCAAAAGGUCGAGCAGGUCCAUCAGGGGAUCCAGGUGGUGCUGGGCAGGCUGGUGAAAAGGGUAAACUUGGGGUACCAGGACUGCCAGGAUAUCCAGGAAGACAAGGUCCAAAGGGCUCCACUGGUUUUCCAGGAUUCCCAGGUGCUAAUGGAGAGAAAGGUGCAAGGGGUUUACAUGGCAAACCAGGUCCAAGGGGACAGCGAGGACCAACGGGUCCACGGGGAUCAAGAGGCCCACGAGGUCCUACGGGAAAACCAGGCCCUAAGGGCACCGCAGGCAGCGAUGGCCCUCCCGGUCCACCAGGUGAAAGGGGACCACAAGGGCCGCAAGGACCUGUUGGAUUCCCUGGACCAAAGGGACCUCCUGGGCCACCCGGGAAAGAUGGCUUGCCAGGGCACCCAGGACAGCGGGGUGAGACUGGUUUUCAAGGCAAAACUGGCCCCCCAGGUCCUGGUGGUGUUGUUGGACCGCAGGGUCCUACUGGUGAGACUGGCCCAAUUGGUGAAAGAGGUCACCCUGGUCCUCCAGGCCCGCCAGGUGAACAAGGCCUCCCAGGCUCUGCAGGAAAAGAAGGAGCUAAGGGUGACCCAGGCCCUCAAGGUAUAUCUGGAAAAGAUGGACCAGCGGGUCUCCGUGGUUUCCCAGGAGAAAGAGGCCUUCCAGGAGCUCAGGGUCCAGCUGGUCUGAAAGGAGGAGAAGGCCCGCAAGGCCCACCUGGCCCGGUUGGGUCUCCAGGUGAACGUGGAUCAGCAGGUACUGCUGGCCCUAUUGGUCUACCAGGCCGUCCAGGUCCGCAAGGUCCCCCAGGCCCAGCGGGAGAGAAGGGUGCUCCUGGUGAAAAAGGUCCUCAGGGUCCUGCAGGACGUGAUGGAGUACAAGGUCCUGUGGGUCUUCCAGGUCCUGCUGGUCCUGGUGGCUCUCCUGGAGAAGAUGGUGACAAGGGUGAAAUUGGUGAACCAGGUCAGAAAGGCAGUAAAGGUGACAAGGGAGAAAAUGGUCCUCCGGGUCCACCAGGUCUUCAAGGUCCUGUUGGUGCCCCUGGUAUAGCUGGAGGCGAUGGAGAGCCAGGUCCAAGAGGUCAGCAAGGAAUGUUUGGGCAGAAAGGAGAUGAAGGUCCACGAGGAUUUCCUGGCCCUCCAGGUCCCAUUGGUCUUCAGGGUCUACCUGGCCCUCCAGGUGAAAAGGGUGAGAAUGGUGAUGUUGGUCCAAUGGGUCCGCCUGGUCCUCCAGGUCCAAGAGGUCCCCAGGGUCCUAAUGGAGCUGAUGGUCCUCAAGGUCCCCCAGGCUCUAUUGGCUCUGUUGGAGGUGUUGGUGACAAGGGCGAGCCGGGGGAAGCUGGUAAUCCUGGACCUCCUGGAGAGACUGGCCCAGGAGGACCGAAAGGUGAAAGGGGAGAAAAAGGUGAGGCUGGUCCACCUGGGGCUGCUGGACCUCCUGGUGCUAAAGGACCUCCAGGUGAUGAUGGGCCUAAGGGUAAUCCAGGACCUGUUGGUUUCCCUGGUGAUCCUGGUCCCCCUGGUGAACCUGGCCCUGCUGGUCAAGAUGGUACUGGUGGCGAGAAAGGAGAAGAUGGUGAUCCUGGUCAACCUGGUCCACCAGGCCCUUCAGGAGAAGCUGGCCCACCUGGUCCUCCUGGGAAAAGAGGUCCUCCAGGAGCAGCUGGUGCUGAAGGCAGACAAGGUGAAAAAGGUGCUAAGGGUGAACCUGGUUCAGAAGGUGCUCCUGGAAAAACAGGGCCAGUUGGUCCUCAAGGACCUUCAGGAAAACCUGGCCCAGAGGGUCUCCGUGGUAUUCCAGGCCCUGUGGGAGAACAAGGUCUACCUGGAGCACCAGGUCAGGAUGGUCCACCUGGUCCUAUGGGCCCCCCUGGCUUGCCUGGAUUGAAGGGAGACCCAGGUUCCAAGGGUGAGAAGGGACAUCCCGGUUUGAUUGGUCUGAUUGGCCCUCCAGGAGAACAGGGUGAAAAGGGUGACAGGGGUCUUCCUGGUCCACAAGGAGCUCUCGGACCCAAGGGCGAUGCAGGCAUUUCUGGUCUCGCUGGUCCACUUGGCCCCCCUGGUCCUCCUGGCUUACCUGGUCCUCAAGGUCCAAAGGGUUCCAAAGGAUCAACUGGUCCUGGUGGUCAGAAGGGUGAUGGUGGUUUACCUGGUCCCCCGGGUCCUCCCGGUCCCCCAGGGGAAGUUAUCCAGCCUUUGCCAAUCCAGUCACCCAAAAAGACAAGAAGAUCUUCAGAUUACAUGCUUGCUGAUGCAGUUGAUAACAUCCUGGACUACUCUGAUGGCAUGGAGGAAAUCUUUGGUUCACUCAAUUCCCUGAAGCAAGAUAUUGAGCAUAUGAAGUAUCCAAUGGGCACUCAGACCAACCCAGCCCGAACAUGCAAAGACCUACAACUCUGCCACCCAGACUUCCCAGAUGGUGAAUAUUGGAUUGAUCCUAAUCAGGGCUGCUCUGGAGACUCCUUCAAAGUGUACUGUAAUUUCACAGCAGGUGGUGAAACUUGCAUCUACCCUGAUAAGAAAUCUGAAGGAGUCAGAAUUUCAUCAUGGCCAAAGGAGAAUCCAGGAGCCUGGUUUAGUGAAUUUAAGAGAGGCAAACUGCUUUCCUAUGUGGACGUUGAAGGCAAUUCCAUUAAUAUGGUUCAAAUGACAUUCCUUAAACUACUGAGUGCCUCUGCCAGACAAAAUUUCACUUACAACUGUCAUCAGUCAGUAGCUUGGCAUGAUGUGUCAUCUGACAGCUACGACAAAGCACUGAGGUUCUUAGGAUCAAAUGACGAAGAGAUGUCUUAUGACAACAAUCCUUACAUCAAAGCUCUUCAUGAUAGCUGUGCAUCAAGAAAAGGCUAUGGAAAGACUGUCAUUGAAAUCAAUACACCUAAAAUAGACCAAGUGCCUAUUGUUGAUGUGAUGAUUAAUGACUUUGGUGACCAGAACCAGAAGUUUGGAUUUGAAGUUGGUCCCGUCUGUUUCCUCGGUUAAGUAUAGGGCAGUUGAGCAGAUCGGCAAACAAGUUGUGUCUUGGUGCCACCAACCCACUUCAUGCCACAUGCAAGUUUUGAUUAAGGAUGGCAUAGAAAAAAUGUCUUGCUGGGUACGUAUGUCUUAUCUAGGAAAUAUUCGUUGCCCUUGUAGGGCCAGAAUCACAUGACUUAAACUUAUUUGGCAAAUCAUGAGGACAUAAAAGGGUGUGGCAGAGACAGACAACAUAGGAUUAACUUUAUGAAUAUUCCCUUUGGAUUUCUUGGUGCUGUAAAAAAUGAAUGGUGCUCCUUCCAUUUCAACAAAGAGGUGCUAAGGAGGUGUGUUUAAUAAAUUGUAAUUAUUCUAUGUACAGUACUAUACUGUUUUUUCUGUGUCCAUUUCCAAAACUUGCAUGUGUCUCUGAAUUGCAUCUGGCUCUUAUUUUAUAAUUGCAAAACUAUGUUGUCAAUACUGUGUAUGUAUUAUGAAAAAUAAAGCUGUAAUUUCCAGUGAACCAAUUUAAAUUUUCUGAUUAAUAAUAAAGUCCCUUUGUAUAUAUUUAUGUUGAAAAGCUCUGUUAUUUGAAGUCGCCAACAAAACUUCAGGUGGCAAAAACUGGAAAAUCUUUUGGCAAGACGCUCAAAACAACACUUCUUUGUUAAUAUUACUUUGUGAUAAUGAAUUUCAAGAAAGAAUGCACCCACCGAGGUGCUGUAUUCCAUGGUGCUAUUACCUCAGACUUUUUUUUUUCCUUUUCAGAUUCCAGAAUUUCUUAAGAUACCUGUAUAUACCUAAAAAUAAGCAAGUUCAUAUUUUGGGUGGAGGAAAUGUGUAUGACAAAUGGGGGGGAGUAUGUGCAGAGAUCUGUUUAAGUCUAUGUGAAGUAACUUGUAGUUAUAGUUAUCCUUUUUAAAAAUCUCAUCUGAAUUUGUUUUCAUUGUGCUUCUUUGAACUAUAUAAAUAUUAAAACUUGAUUCAAAACAACUAUUUAUGGAUUUGUGCAGUGUUUACAUAGCUUUUAUUUGAUCAAUGAUGAAUAUUUGCUUCUGAACUGGAUACUAAGUUCCACAUGAUAGCCCAUAUAUUAUUUGCCCAUCCCAUCAAUAUGAAUUCUCUGUUAUUUCAAGUUAAGGCCAGGGACACAAUAUGUCUAGGUCAUGUGAUUCUACCUAGUUGCAAAGCAAAGUACAAGGGGACUACUACCUACAGAGCUUGUUUUCUGACCCAAACUGUUAUAAUUUGCAAUCCAAAUCUCGCAAAAAGUUUGGUUUGGCCUUUCAGCUAAACUUUUUUUUUUCAGGUAGUACGGAGUAGAAAUCACAUUUUAACUUUAAAACGCAAAUCCUUUUGUAAUUAUUUUUCAUAAUAUAUGUAAGACUUGAAAAUAAAUGUUUGUUACUAUUUCUUAUAUAAAUUGUUAAAUUAAUUGGUACCAGAUUCCACUGCCUCAUUCCAACUGAUAUUUAAUACAUGUAAAAGUGAGAUUUCAAAAGUCAACCUUUUGCUGUUCAGAAUUUCUUUUAUUUUUGAACCAAAGUUUGUAACUGUCACCUCAAAGAGGAAAAAUAUGGAUUUUAUUAAUAAAAUCAAGUCUUGACUACC
This is a messenger RNA of Pelodiscus sinensis (Chinese soft-shelled turtle), 7027 nucleotides long. It is a transcript of the gene COL11A1, whose product is annotated as collagen type XI alpha 1 chain. The record is from RefSeq and is a predicted model, not a curated record. Lineage: Eukaryota; Metazoa; Chordata; Testudines; Trionychidae. Gene Ontology annotation, molecular function: extracellular matrix structural constituent.